UAGAUAUUAUAACGUUUUAGAAAUAUAAACAUGGGGAUGUAUAACCCUAACAUGGUGAAAAUACCCUUGGAGACCUUUACAUACAACAAUCAGAGUGAUGUUAUCAAGGGCGCACAAGUCAUCCGGAGUUCAAAAUGGAACAAGGAUUCACAGAGAUACAAAUUUACGGAGUAUUUAGAAGAUGACUGCAGAACCAUUUAUGAUGCUUUCAGACGAGGAGCAGCAAAGUCUAAUGGUGGGAUCUGUCUUGGCUGGAGGAACACUCAUCUUUUACCCUAUCAGUGGUUGACCUACGAAGAAGUUUUGCUUAGAGCCCAAAAUUUUGGUUCAGGUCUAAUCUCAAUGGGAUUACAGCCAGGUCUACACACCAUGGUCGGAAUAUAUUCAAGGAACUGUCCUGAAUGGGUGAUUUGUGAGCAGGGACUGUUCACCUACAGCAUGGUGUCUGUUCCCCUCUACGAUUCCUUAGGAGUUGAUGCUAGAUCGUUUGUGUUAUCAGAAUGUGAUAUGAGGGUGGUUAUAGUGUAUAAUGAAGAAAAUGCCAAGAAUGUAUUAGAUAGUAAUCCUCCCCCCUGCCUAAAGGUGUUAAUAACGAUUAAAGAUAUCCGUCCUAGAGUGGUAGAGGAGGCGGAUACAAUGGGUAUUAAGGUUCUCAGAUUUACAGAAGUUGAGAAAUUUGGUGCUAGAAAUAAGGUUCCCGAUGUGCCCCCUAACGUAGACGCAACAGCUACAAUUUGCUUUGCAAAACUAGCAGCCUUUGGAGAAACAACUUCAGAUAGACCAAAGGGAGUGAUGCUCUCACAUAGAAAUAUAAUGGCUGCAACAACUGCAUCUGUGCUUCAGCUCGGGGACUAUGCACCAAAGAAGACUGAUAUUCUCUUCUCCUUCUUACCCCUGGCUCAUACUCUAGAGAAGUGUUGUGAACUAGCAGUAUUCCUCGCAGGUGGCGCUGUUGGUUUUUAUUCCGGAGAUUUAAGACUUGUAAACCAGGACAUGAAAGCUUUGAAACCAACAAUUUUGCCUGCAGUGCCCAGGUUUAUUAACCGGAUAUAUGACAGGGUGGUGACAGGAGCGAAUAGAUCUGCUAUAUCCAGGCAUAUCUUCAACAUGGCGCUUGCUUUCAAAACAGACGAGAUGUACAAGGGAGUAAUAAGGAAUAAUUCUGUCUGGGAUAAGCUGGUUUUCUGGUCAGUACGGAAGAAACUGGGAGGAAGGAUCCGUCUUGUUAUUGUUGGAUCUGCACCUUUAGCUGGUAAUGUUCUCACGUUUAUGAGAGCUGCACUGGGUUGUUUGAUUGUAGAAGGGUAUGGACAAACUGAGUGUGUAGCACCCUGUACAUUAACAGCUCCUGGGGAUCCUCAACCUGAUCAGGUUGGACCUCCUUUACCCUGCAACAAUAUAAAACUAGUUGAUGUCCCAGAUAUGGAAUAUUUUUCAGCUCAUGGCCAGGGCGAGGUGUGUGUGCUCGGCUCGAAUGUAUUCCAAGGGUAUUACAGGGACCCUGAGAGAACCUGUUUGGUGAUAGAUCAAGAUGGGUGGCUACAUACAGGAGAUAUAGGAGAGUGGCUACCAAAUGGAACUCUAAAGUUAAUUGAUAGAAAGAAGCAUAUUUUCAAGGUGGCACAAGGUGAAUAUGUUGCUCCUGAAAAGUUGGAGGAGAUUUAUGCUAAAAGUAUGUUCGUGUCCCAGGUAUUUAUUCAUGGUGACUCUGUAAAAUCUUGUGUUGUUGGUAUAAUAGUUCCCGAUAUUCAAUCUGUUCAGGAUUGGGCCGGAAGAAGAAAAAUGCCAAACGAUUCUUUCACAGCUCUCUGUAACUCCAGAGAAGUAAAAAAUCUGAUCAUGAAAGAACUUGAAGAUUUAGCCCGCGAAUUUCAAAUCAAGAACUAUGAAAAAGUAAAGGUAAUAUAUUUAAAGGAAGUAUCCUACCUAACAACUAACCUGUUUAGGAAGUAUCCUACCUAA
This is a messenger RNA of Eurytemora carolleeae, 1962 nucleotides long. RefSeq names its product long-chain-fatty-acid--CoA ligase 1. The record is from RefSeq and is a predicted model, not a curated record. Gene Ontology annotation, molecular function: long-chain fatty acid-CoA ligase activity. Gene Ontology annotation, biological process: long-chain fatty acid metabolic process. Gene Ontology annotation, cellular component: endoplasmic reticulum; membrane. The coding region runs from base 31 to 1962 and encodes 643 amino acids. Lineage: Eukaryota; Metazoa; Arthropoda; Copepoda; Calanoida; Temoridae. The transcript is spliced from 32 exons.